Messenger RNA from Erinaceus europaeus (western European hedgehog), 1389 nucleotides. It is a transcript of the gene CNMD, whose product is annotated as chondromodulin. Gene Ontology annotation, biological process: negative regulation of angiogenesis; negative regulation of endothelial cell proliferation. Lineage: Eukaryota; Metazoa; Chordata; Mammalia; Eulipotyphla; Erinaceidae. The coding region runs from base 88 to 1089 and encodes 333 amino acids. The record is from RefSeq and is a predicted model, not a curated record. The transcript is spliced from 7 exons.
UGAAAGGCCCCGCACGUCGAGCAACAGGAGGACAGAGCCCAGGACAUUCGCGGGGCCUCGCUGUGACUCCCUGCUCCCGCUGCAGCCAUGGCCGAGAACUGCGACAAAGUUCCCAUCGCCCUGGUGGGACCCGAAGACGUCGAGUUUUGUAGUCCCCCCGCUUACACCACGGUCACUGUCAAGCCCUCCAGCCCCGCGCGGCUGCUCAAGGUCGGAGCGGUGGUCCUCAUUACGGGAGCGGUGCUGCUGCUUUUGGGGGCCAUCGGGGCCUUCUACUUCUGGAAGGGGAACGACAAUCACAUUUACAAUGUCCACUAUACCAUGAGUAUCAAUGGCAAAUUACAAGAUGGGUCAAUGGAAAUAGAUGCUGGGAACAACUUGGAGACCUUUAAAAUGGGAAGUGGAGCUGAAGAAGCAAUUGAAGUUAAUGACUUCCAGAAUGGCAUCACAGGUAUCCGUUUUGCUGGAGGAAAGAAAUGUUACAUCAAAGCACAGGUGAAGGCUCGUGUUCCUGAGGUGGGCACCAUGACCAAACAGAGCAUCUCUUCUGAACUGGAAGGCAAGAUCAUGCCAGUUAAAUUUGAAGAAAACUCUCUUAUCUGGGUGGCAGUAGGACAGCCUGUGAAGGACAACAGCUUCUUGAGUCCUAAAGUCUUGGAACUCUGUGGUGACCGCCCUAUUUUCUGGCUGAAGCCAUCGUAUCCAGAAGAAAUCCAGAGAGAAAGGAGAGAACUGGUAAGAAAAAUUGCUACAGCUACCACAAGACCACGCAGUGGACCACAGGGUCACCCAGGCCCUGGAAGACCAAAUAAUGAAACCAGACCCAGCGUUCAAGAGGAUUCAGAGUCCUUCAACCCAGACAACCCUUACCAUCAGCAGGAAGGGGAAAGCAUGACAUUCGACCCGAGACUGGAUCACGAAGGAAUCUGCUGUAUAGAAUGUAGGAGAAGCUACACCCACUGCCAGAAGAUCUGUGAACCUCUUGGGGGUUACUACCCAUGGCCUUAUAAUUAUCAGGGCUGCCGUUCGGCCUGUAGAGUUGUCAUGCCAUGUAGCUGGUGGGUGGCCCGAAUCUUGGGCAUGGUGUGAAAUCACUUCAUAUACCACAUGCUAUAACGUGAAGAAUCAGCUCAAAAGACAAUCAAAUAAGUAUUAGAUAUCCAGAUGCUGAAGAGACCACCAUUUUAUACUUGCAGUUAUCUGAGAUCUUUUCAACUGAUUAUUUCUUAAUGGCUUCGUAGAACUUUAUUUACCCAGAAUAUGCAAAUGCCCUGACAAUAGUUUAGAAUGUUAUAAUAAUCUUAUCACUUAUUCUUGUUUUUUGCCAGUAAAGCUUGCUUUUAAGACUUCCAAACUACAUGAAAUAAACAUGAACAAUUAUUUACAUUA